Molecule: messenger RNA, 1582 nt
Organism: Rhipicephalus sanguineus (brown dog tick)
Lineage: Eukaryota; Metazoa; Arthropoda; Arachnida; Ixodida; Ixodidae
Product: serpin B3
Exons: 5
Coding region: 244-1500 (418 amino acids)
Molecular function (GO): serine-type endopeptidase inhibitor activity
Source: RefSeq, a predicted model, not a curated record
UCGCCAAUCACGAGGAGACAGCGUCGGUCAAGGACCACAACCGCGUUCGAUCCCAACCGCCACACUCCUUCCAAGGAGAGCGCGUCCACUUCGCGUCCGAACGUUCUUCUCUGACCCGCAGAACACAACCGCGUUCGAUCCGUCACCCCCCCCCCCCCUCCCUUUCCAAAAAAAGAACCCUUCGCUUUCGCGACCGUAUACCUUCUUCUCUGACCCGCUGUUCGAAACUAACGAAGCCCAGCGAUGAGCAGCACCGUCAUUGAAAAACCGGCCGUGGAGCCCAGGAGGACCACGUCCGACACCACGACCCAGCUGCAGCACGCUACCAAGGAGGCGUCCGGCAACCCGGUCGUGACCGCCCUCAACAAGCUCGGCCUCUACUUGUUCCAGAAGGAGGCGAAGCGCGUGGAGCACAACGUGCUGCUGUGCCCGGCGGCAGUGACGGCGUCCCUGAUGGUGGCCCAGGCGUGCGCCCAGGGAGACACGCACCGUCAGAUGGUCGACCUGCUGGUCAACGAAGGGGGCGAGCUGGACCACCUGGAGGAGGCCGUGACGUCCGCCCUCAAGGCGCUGGAGAAGGACAAGGCCAACGCCGAAUCCGCCCUUCUCUACAGGCUGUUCGUGAGCCGUCACGUCGAGCUGAACAAGGGUUGCGAGGACCUGCUAGCGUCGCAGCUGGGCUGCUCCGUGGACCGGGUGUCGUUCCACACCAGCUCCCACGAGGACAUCGCUUUCGCCGUGAACGGAUCCUUCGCCGACGGGAGUCCGCUCAUCGGAGAGGUGCUGCCCACGGCGGCCGUGGACACCACCACCAACCUGCUCAUGGCCUCGGCCUUCCACUUCAGGGGCCUUCUGGAGCCUCCCUUCACGCGCAACCCGGAGCCGCGGGCCUUCAAGACGAACCUGACCACCGAGGAGAUGAUGGAGUUUGAGAGCAGCGUCGGCACCUUCAUGUACGGCGAGAUCAGGGACCCCGUGUCCGCCAAGGUGCUCGAGCUGCCGUACCGCGGGGGCGCCGUAUCCCUGCUGUUUCUGUUGCCGGACAAGGUUCGACAAAUCAAAGACCUGCUGGAUCAGCUCUCUCCGGCAUUCCUCGACAGGGUCGCUGGCUGCCUCAAGACCAAGAAGGUGCACGUCGAGAUUCCACACGCCAGGAUCGAGUCGAGGUACCCGCUCAACACGACGCUGAUCAACUCGGGCGUCAAGCUGGCGUUCCUGCCGACCGCCGACUUCACCCAACUGGUCUCAGAUGGCGAAGUGCAUCUCAACAACCUGCUGCACAAGUCGACGCUGGUGCUGGACGAAGGCCUGCCCGCGGCCACAACGCCCUUCGACGAGCUGAGCGAGGAGGAGCGGCAGAAGGUGACCACGGCGGCUCCGGUCGGACCGGGCGACGUCCAGUUCGAGCUGACGCGCCCCUUCAUCUUCGUGUUGCGCAGCACCGGCGACGGCGGCAUCCUGCUCCUCGGCGUCGUCAGGGACCUCAAGAAGAUGAAGUAGCAGCGGCGGCACGCGGCCGACGUCCUUGUUGUCCUCGGCCUCCAGUAAAACAUUUUCUGUCGUUGCACACGACCUUGCAGAU